This is a messenger RNA of Zalophus californianus (California sea lion), 1096 nucleotides long. It is a transcript of the gene PCSK1N, whose product is annotated as proprotein convertase subtilisin/kexin type 1 inhibitor. Lineage: Eukaryota; Metazoa; Chordata; Mammalia; Carnivora; Otariidae. The coding region runs from base 160 to 942 and encodes 260 amino acids. The transcript has 3 exons. Gene Ontology annotation, biological process: negative regulation of endopeptidase activity. The record is from RefSeq and is a predicted model, not a curated record. Gene Ontology annotation, molecular function: endopeptidase inhibitor activity.
UGCGCCUGCGUAGAGUGGUCGGAGAGGGGGUGCGGGCAGGGGGAGGGCCGGGUUCCCUGGCGCGCGCAGCCGCUGAGCCCCGCAGCCUUGCCCGCUCGCCCCCGCGCUGCGCACUUGCCAGCCAGUCCGCCCGUCCGGAGCCCGGCUCGCUGGGGCAGCAUGGCGUGGUCGCCGCUGCUCGGCGGGCCGCGGGCCGGGGGCGUCGGCCUUCUGGUGCUGCUGCUGUUCGGCUUACUUCGGCCGCCCCCCGCGUUCUGCGCACGGCCGGUAAAGGAGCCCCGCGGCCUGGGCGCAGCCUCGUCGCCCCUGGCCGAGGCUGGCGGCCCCCGCCGCUUCCGGAGAGCAGUGCCCCGGGGCGAGGCGGCGGGGGCCGUGCAGGAGCUGGCGCGGGCGCUGGCGCACCUGCUGGAGGCCGAGAGGCAGGAGCGGGCGCGGGCCGAGGCGCAGGAGGCCGAGGAUCAGCAGGCGCGCGUCCUGGCGCAGCUUCUGCGAGCCUGGAGCACCCCCCGCACCAACGACCCCGCGCUGGGCCUGGAGGACGACCCCGACGCGCCCGCCGCUCAGCUGGCCCGCGCCCUGCUCCGCGCCCGCCUGGACCCCGCCGCCCUCGCGGCCCAGCUCGUCCCCGGCCCUGCCCCCGCCGCUGCGCUCAGACCCCGGCCCCCGGUCUACGAUGACGGCCCCACCGGCCCAGAGGCCGAGGACGCCGGCGACGAGACGCCCGAUGUGGACCCGGAGCUGCUGAGGUACUUGUUGGGGCGAAUCCUGGCGGGGAGCGCCGACCCCGAGGCUAUGGCUGUCCCGCGCCGCCUCCGCCGUGCCGCCGACCAGGAUCUGGGCCCCGAGGUGCCGCCGGAGGGAGUGCUGGGGGCCCUGCUGCGGGUGAAGCGCCUGGAGACCCCCUCGCCCCAGGCGCCGGUUCGCCGCCUCCUGCCCCCCUGAGCACCCUCGGGCCCAGGACCACCCCACCCCAACACCCCGACUGCUCCCCGUUGGCACAUCGAGAGCGGCUUACCCCGUCAGCCUAAGACGCAGUUGCAGCCCUAGAACCCCAAGAUCCCCGCCUUUGGCCCCACAAUAAAUGCAAUCUGAAGCA